Molecule: messenger RNA, 662 nt
Organism: Solanum stenotomum
Lineage: Eukaryota; Viridiplantae; Streptophyta; Magnoliopsida; Solanales; Solanaceae
Product: chaperone protein dnaJ 11, chloroplastic-like
Exons: 1
Coding region: 63-557 (164 amino acids)
Source: RefSeq, a predicted model, not a curated record
CUUAUAAAUUAGUAACUCACAACUUUCUUCAUCUCACUCUACCAAAAAAAAAUCAUUUUCCGAUGGUCCAAUCGCUAACUCUACCGGCCGGAAAUACUUUCCGUUUUUCUCUUCACAGCCCUCCUUCUUCCACCGCCGGUUUCAGAUCCGGAGUCACAUUUCCCCGAAGGAAUAAUCGAACAGCAGCGGUAUAUGCCGCCGCCGUUGCGGAGGCACCGCCGGUAUUGCGAAGAAAAACACCGGCGAGUCUCUACGAUGUGCUAAGGGUAAAAUCAAAUGCGUCAGCGAAAGAGAUAAAAUCAGCUUACCGGAAUUUAGCUAAGCUAUACCAUCCCGAUGCUGCGUCUCUGUCGGAGGAAUCUUCCGACGGCCGGCAUUUCAUUGAGAUUCACGAAGCUUAUGCUACGUUAUCAGAUCCUGUUUCUAGGGAUCUGUACGAUCUCAAGUUAAACAUGAGCUCCGGCCGACGAGGAUUUGGGAGCUCCGACGAUGGAAUUCGAAUGAAUGGGUCAGAGUUUUACCCGACCCGAAGAUGGGAAACGGAUCAGUGUUGGUGAUGUCAGAUGAUUAGGAUUUAGGGGACCCACUUUGCCGCGUUAAUACUGUAUAUGGCAUUUUAUUAGUUGGAGAUUAGAUACGUAUAUAUCCUGUAAUUUUUUUUU